Messenger RNA from Nanorana parkeri, 1882 nucleotides. Its product is annotated as deoxyribodipyrimidine photo-lyase-like. The transcript has 9 exons. The record is from RefSeq and is a predicted model, not a curated record. Gene Ontology annotation, biological process: photoreactive repair. Gene Ontology annotation, molecular function: deoxyribodipyrimidine photo-lyase activity. NCBI's taxonomy places the organism in Eukaryota, Metazoa, Chordata, Amphibia, Anura, Dicroglossidae. The coding region runs from base 54 to 1757 and encodes 567 amino acids.
AGCUGACCCUAAGGUUCUUGAAUCUGGUUCGUCCCUUGAUAACAGGCAGAAUUAUGCCUCCGAAAGUGAAGCCAUCAAAGAGCAAGAAAGAAGAGUCUGGCAGUGAAAAGUCUGAUGGCAGCCAGAAAAAUGGUAAGAUGCUAGCGCCCAAACCUAAGUCAUCUGGUACAGCCAAAAUUCCAGCGAAAAGGAAAGCCGAGGGCUCUGCUACGGGCAAAUCUAAAGCUAUAUCUGGGGCAAGCAGUAGUGAAAGCUCAGAUGUUGAUGCCAAGAAGAAAAAGAAGCCAGAGAAAAGGGAUGAUGCUGAAGGUGGAGAUUUCUUCGAUUCCGUGAAGAAGUCUCGUCUGGCUACCGCAGCCUCUGUUUCUGACUUUAAAUUUAACAAGAAGAGGGUGCGCUUGGUGUCUGCUGAAGAAAACCUGAAAGAUGAUGCACAAGGCAUAAUCUAUUGGAUGUCAAGAGAUCAGAGAGUUGAAGACAACUGGGCUUUUCUGUACGCUCAGCGCCUGGCUGCGAAGCAGAAAUUACCACUGCAUGUUGUCUUCUGCUUGGUACCGAAGUUUUUGAACGCCACAAUCCGUCAUUAUGGUUUUAUGCUGAAGGGCCUGAAAGAAGUUGCUGAGGACUGUAAGGAGUUAAACAUCCCUUUCCAUUUGCUCAUUGGAUAUGCUAAGGAUGUUCUCCCAGACUUUGUGAAGGAGAACAGCGUUGGUGGAGUGGUGACGGACUUUGCUCCUCUUCGUGUGCCUAUGCAGUGGGUCCAGGAGGUCUCUGAACGCUUACCUAAGGAUGUACCACUAGUUCAGGUAGAUGCCCAUAAUAUUGUGCCCUGCUGGGUUGCCUCUGUCAAACAGGAGUAUGGAGCUCGAACCAUCCGCAGAAAAAUCCACGAUCAGCUCUCUCAGUUCCUCACUGAGUUCCCUCCAGUCAUAAAGCAUCCAUAUGAUGCCAUGUUUAAAGCAGAGCCUAUAGAUUGGGAAGCCUGCUAUGCCAGUCUAGAAGUGGAUCGCACAGUAAAGGAAGUAGAAUGGGCAAAACCUGGGUCAAAGGCAGGAGUGGAAAUGCUCCAAUCAUUUAUAACACAACGCCUAAAGUCUUUUAACUCGGACCGGAACAACCCGAAUCAGCAGGCUCUUAGCAAUCUGUCGCCUUGGUUUCACUUUGGCCAGCUGUCUGUGCAGCGAGCAAUCCUGGAGGUACAGAAGUAUCGCAGCAAGUGCAAAGAAUCUGUAGACAGUUUUGUGGAGGAAGCUGUAGUGAGGAGAGAGCUAGCAGAUAAUUUCUGUUACUAUAACAAGAACUAUGACAAAGUGGAAGGUGCUUAUGAAUGGGCAAAGAAGACCCUGAAAGAUCAUGAAAAAGACAAGAGGACACCUAUAUACAGCCUGGAAAAACUGGAAAGUGGGAAGACUCAUGAUCCAUUGUGGAAUGCAGCACAGCUGCAAAUGGUUCAUGAAGGAAAGAUGCAUGGCUUCCUCCGUAUGUAUUGGGCUAAAAAAAUCCUUGAGUGGACUAAUUCUCCAGAGGAGGCUCUAAAAUUUGCCAUUUAUCUCAAUGACCGGUAUGAACUGGAUGGACGGGACCCUAAUGGAUAUGUAGGCUGUAUGUGGUCAAUUUGUGGAAUCCAUGAUCAGGGCUGGGCCGAGAGGGCUAUUUUUGGCAAAAUCCGAUUUAUGAACUAUCAAGGAUGCAAGAGGAAAUUUGAUGUGGCUCAGUUUGAACGACGCUAUCAUCCCAAGAAAUUUGCUCAAUGCUAACGCCCUCAAUGUUGUAAUAUAUCAUGCAUCAUAUAUAAUCAUACUCAGGAAAACGGCAACUGAUGAUUAUUUGCUGUACUGUUGGUAAAUGUUUGUUUGGGAGCACACUGCCUUCUUUCAUAUAC